Molecule: messenger RNA, 4057 nt
Organism: Acanthochromis polyacanthus (spiny chromis)
Lineage: Eukaryota; Metazoa; Chordata; Actinopteri; Pomacentridae
Product: mitogen-activated protein kinase kinase kinase kinase 5-like
Exons: 35
Coding region: 933-3497 (854 amino acids)
Biological process (GO): protein phosphorylation
Molecular function (GO): MAP kinase kinase kinase kinase activity; ATP binding
Source: RefSeq, a predicted model, not a curated record
AUUAAUUUUACUUAAUUUUACUUUUUAUGUUUGAUAUUUCUUUCAUAUACAGUCGAAACACACUUCGACUGUAUAUGAAGUCUUUUCAACUGUCAGAGAAAAUAUUUAUGGUGAUGCUUGCUCGGUCCCUGACUUUAAUGUAGGUUAAAACACCAUAAUUAUUCAAAAAUGUUCUCAGUUUUAGAUCCUUUGAGCGUUGUGCCUGUAGUUUAACUGUAUUCUGGAAGUAGUCGAGAUUACUCUUUUAUUAUCUGUCAGUUCCACAUUUUGACCAGCGGAGGGAGGCAAACUCUUCAGUCAGAACCUGAAUCAAUCUGAGCACAUUUACUGGUCAAAGAUGGAAGUUAAAAUUAUUAUCUUAAUCCAGAGGUUUAACGAAAGGAAGAGGAGAAGAGAAAUAAAGCGAAACAAAAAUACGACUUUGCAUAAAGUAUGGAUAAAAGGAUGAAGAAACCAUGAAUGCGCCUGGACUUAGAGGGACAAAAGGUAAUGCAAUGUACCACCUGAGCUGCAUGUGUUUGAUCUGUGGUACCGACUUCAGCUAAGCAUGUUUUUGAUCUUUAUGUGGAUCAGUAACUUUAUUGUCAUCAGUCCUUCUUGAGGACCUCAGUUGACUUUGAGGCAGUUAUUUGUGGUUAAGUGGCCGGUGUUGUGUGUCUGUCACAAGUGGGUGUUUGUGAACCACCCAGCAGGAUCUAGACUGUGGGCAGGCAGCUGGGUCGUUGUGGAGAUGACAGAGCAGGAGGCUAAAUGUCAAAGGAUGAAGAUGAAAUCACACCAUGGCAAAACAGGAUGUACCGGGUGCCCCUUGUUUGAAGAAAAUAUGAACAGGAAGCUGACGGGGAGCUCCAAACACGAUUCCUUCAGAUGCCGGCGGCUCACUGAGUGACAUGCCUGAGGAGGAUUUUUAGUGACAUUUACUAACCGACGUGAUGGAUUACCAGCAGAGGGCCGCUCUGGAUAUCUCCACCAAGAACCCUCAGGACGACUUCGAGAUCCUGCUGAGGGUCGGAGGAGGAACCUAUGGAGAAGUUUACAAGGCACGAAACAAGCAGAAUGGAGAGCUGGCGGCUCUUAAAGUCAUCAAGAUGGAGCCAGAGGACGAUUUUUCCAUCAUCCAGCAGGAGAUCAUCAUCGUAAAAAGCUGCAAACAUCCCAACAUCGUGGCGUAUUAUGGCAGCUACAUACGAGCGAAUAAACUGUGGAUCUGUAUGGAGUUCUGUGGAGGAGGAUCCCUGCAGGACAUCUACCACGUGACUGGUCCUCUGUCUGAGCCUCAGAUCGCCUACAUCUGCAGGGAGAUGCUGCAGGGCCUCGACUACCUUCACGCACAGAAGAAGAUCCACAGAGACAUAAAGGGCGCCAACAUCCUGCUCAACGACCAGGGCGAGGUCAAACUGGCUGACUUUGGGAUCUCAGCUCAGAUCACGGCGACUCUGGCUCGCAGGAUGUCGUUCAUCGGGACACCGUACUGGAUGGCGCCAGAGGUGGCAGCGGUGGAGAUAAAGGGCGGCUACAAUGAGCUGUGCGACGUCUGGUCCGUCGGUAUCACCGCCAUCGAGCUGGCGGAGCUGCAGCCGCCAAUGUUUGACGUCCACCCGCUGCGAGUUCUGUUUCUCAUGUCGAAGAGCGGCUACCAGCCUCCCAAACUGAAGGACAAAUCCAAAUGGUCGUCCAUGUUUUAUAACUUUGUGAAGGCGAUGCUUGUGAGGAACCCCAAGAAGAGACCCAGCGCCUCCAAGAUGCUCUCACACAUGUUCCUGACCCAGCAGUGUCUGAACCAGGAGCUGACCCUGGACCUGCUGGAGAAAUACCGACACCCUGAGAAGCUGAAGACCUGCCUGACGGAGGACGAGGAGAUGGAGGUGGGAGUUCCUGGAUCUUUAAGGCGGAUUCAGUCCAUCAACAAACACAACCGGGCAGAGAGGACCAACUCCGACAUAAGCUUGGAACAGAUCUACACUCAGAGGCCUACGAAGACCGAAUCACCGAAUGUAACGUUAAGGGCUUCGUCAGAAUGGAACAGAAGCAGCAAGAGUUCAACAAGGGAGCCGGAUUCGAACUCGGACGAUGACGACUACGACGACGUGGACAUCCCGACGAUACAGGCCACCGGACUCAUAAUGCCGCCGGACGAAACGCCGCCUCCACUUCCUCCAAAGCCUAAAGCGAGGACCAGCUCAGAGGAGAGUAUGGCGUCUGAGGAAGAUAGAUCCAGGAAACCCUGCUCCCUUUACGCCCCCUCACCUCUAAUCAGGACCUCCAGCGGGACUCAUGCCCGACCAACGCCUCAUCCACGACCCUCCAGACAUUCAGACCCCAUGUCGUUACCCGUCCAGCUGAGCGACAGCCCAGAACACCUGCUUCCUCCUGAACUCCCUCCUAAAGGCAUCCGCAGACGGCAGCUCCCAUCGAAGGAUCCUGCUGAGUGCAUCAGUCCGAUUAUGAAGAAACUUCCUGUCUACUUUAAGAAGAUCUUCCACGGCUGUCCUCUUAAAAUAAACUGCUCCACGACCUGGGAGAACCCUUCCUCCAAAGACCAGCACCUGAUCCUGGGAGCAGAGGAGGGAAUCUACACCCUGAACCUCCACGGCUCUGAGGCCACCAUGGAGCUGUUGUAUCCUGGGAAGUGUACCUGGGUCUACACCAUCAAUAACAUCCUCAUGUCCGUUUCAGGUAAAUCAUCGCAGCUUCACUCCCACCUGUUGAAGGAGUUGUACGAACACGCUCGAAAAGAGAGGAUGGUUCCUUUACCGACUCAUAGACUGUUACCACGAAAAAUGGCGGUGACGAGUAAAAUCCCCGACACCAAAGGCUGUAAGACCUGCUCAGUAGCAGGGAAUCUGCAGAGAGGUUGUGUCUUCCUGUGUUGUGCUCUGGAGUCCAGUGUGAUGCUGCUGCAGUGGUACGAGCCCAUGCACAAGUUCAUGCUAAUUAAGCAUUUCGACUUUCCGCUGCCCAACCCUCUGCGGGUGUUUGAGAUGGUGACGGUUCCUCAGCAGGAGUAUCCUCUGGUCUGCAUCGGCGUCUCCAGAGGCUCCAGCCCAAACCUGCCAGUCCACGUAGAAUACAUCAACCUCAACUCCAACACGUCCUGGUUCACCAACUCUGGCCUCGAGAAACCUUGUCCAGAUGUUGUUCAAGUCAACCAGCUGGACAGCAGCUCACUGCUUGUCCUCAUGGAAAAAUCAGUUCACAUAGUCGGUCUGGAAGGAGAACUGAAGAGCAGCAGACCUCACGAGACCAUCUUCUCUCACGAAGUCGAGUCUAUAGUGUAUUUUGAGGACACCCUGUUGGCUGUUUGGCGUCACGGCUGGCAGAGGAGAGGGAAAGUUUCCAGCGAGGUUCUGGAGGAAAACAUCGACCACAGGAAGAUCUUCAGACUGGUGCAGUCAGACAGGAGGGUCGUCUUGGAAACGCAUCCCACCGAGGACCAGUCGGGUUUGUCCAACCUGUACAUCCUGGAAGUCGCCGAGAACUAUGUCAUGCUGCCCUGAGCGUCCCGCCAGCUGGAGCAGGGCAUCAUGGGAGACUUCCGGCUCUGUAUAAACGUCUGCACCGGGAAGGAUUUCAAACGUCUGGAUGGAGGAGGAAAUGUUGACAUGGUGUUCCAGGUUGAUUGUUGCUGCCUUCGUCCCUCCGUCUGAAGGGAAACUGCUCUUAUUUAUGCUUUUGUGGUUUGUGGAGGGGCUUGGAAGCAGCUAGGAGAUCCCCGAUACGCGUCCCGGUUAAACUCCUGCAUGGAGUUUGCAUGUUCUCCCUGUACACGUGUGGGUUUUCUCCGGGUAUACAGUCCAAAAACAUGCUCAGGUUAAUUGGUGUUUCUAAAUUGUCCGUAGAUGCGACCCUUAUGAGGGUUAAACGAUGUAUAGAUGAUGGAAGAAUGGAUGGUGGAGAAUCCAGACAGCUGAGAAACUAGUGAAGGAAGACUCUCCUCCAACACUAAGAGGAGUCUCUGCUGAUUGAAACUGAUGCUCCGCCGUGUGUUUGUGAGCCGAGCUUGUUUUCAGUGUUGGAUUAAAGUUUUACUGCUGUAAUAAACGUAAUUGACACAAAC